AUACAGAACGAUCGACGCUCGUCACGGCGCGCCAUUUGCAUUUCUGCCCGCCAUCAAUCCCUUCACCAAUGUCUACAUGGGCGCGACGAUAGAUGUCUCGUAACAGACGGGUCAAUAAUAAUUGCCCAACAUGGCGCGACCAUUUCCAAACACAUUUGAGCAGGACUCGCCCAUGACCCCUCAAUCUGCGUCCAGCAUCUCGUAUCAGACGAAUGUAAAUCGACAGAAGACGAAGAAGUGGGCAGAAGCGAAGACUGUCAAUUAUGGAGGAGACGAUUGGGGUGAUGAUGAUGAAUACGAUGUUCCCCCUCCUCCCAUCUCGAAACCCACCGGCUUUCGCCAGCAAGGGCAAGGCAUACAGAGUUCUGCGAAGCCAGAAUCUCCUGGGUUUGAUAGUGCAAAGAAAUAUGGCGAACUUCCACCUUUGCCAGGUGCGAACGAUCCUCGAGGCCGCAGGAACUCAUUCGAUGCAGAUGAUGAGAAACGGAACUUUUCGAGCAGUACAAUGAGGCAGCCAUCUCCAGCAGCGGCGACGCCUACGUCUGCUACAUCUGCUGGCCCUGCUACCAGAUUCUCCCAGAUCACUGGCCAACCUUCUGCUCGCAAUGCAAGUGGUCCUCCUGCUCUCUCCAUCCAGACCCAACAGCCUCAAGCUCCUACAGGACUUCGAAAACAAAGUCAAAUGGUGUCUCCGGUCUCAGGAUCUCCCCAUCCUGAUGUAUUGCAACCGGGAAGAGUCAACCAGGGGGAAAGCUCAGUCGUCUCUCCUGCAUCCGAAACACCUUCUACUGCAAGUGAUUUCCAAGCCCGACGGGACUUCUCACCGUCUGCUGUUCCUCAACCACUCAAUUCCCGGGCGUCACCAGCUCCUCAAUCCGCAACGGACUCUCCCUCCACGAGAUUUCCAGCACGGAAAAGCAGUCUGAGCCAAGCAAUGGGACCUCCAGUAUCGGAGAUAAUGCGACCUUCUCCGGCAGACACUACCCCGAAACCAUGGGUAUCUGGACGGUCAGCUUCUCCUGGGGCAUCGGCAAGAUCGCCAGGGACACCAACUGGCAAAGCUCUGCCUUUUAUUAGGCCGGCAGAUAUUUAUCGCCGUGCUGAGGAGGAACGAAGACAGUCUCUUGAGUCCGGUAGACCAAGUAUGGAUUCUGUUACUGGUGCUAAAUCUAGCGAUAGGUCAGAUUCUCCGGCUAUGCCUCAAGUGAGAGAGAAGUCGAGCUCGGAUAGUCUGGGCGGCACCGGAAGACGUCGUACAAGCUUCGAAGGCGAUGAAGGUUCCGAUUCUGGACGCCGAUUGAUGCCAAUGCUAGAGCCGGUGAGGGAGAGAAAGAGCGAGUACGGUUUUGAAGGCGUUAAUCUUGGUGAACAACCCCCUCAAACAGGACCAGUGCAUAGCACGCAAUCCUUCGAGUCUGCAACUGAUUUAGAAACCGACGAAGAAGAGGCUAGGAGAUUGUCCAUCAGCCCCAAGCUGCCAGAUUUGACCCGGAUGUCAGGCUUUGGAAUGGACAUGUUCUCUCAACCAAGUACUGAUGCCCCAAAGGCUCCAACCACCAGAGAUGCAGGAAGCGUUCCAACGACUUCGACAACAACACUUUCCCCCGUCGACGAGGACCUCAAACUUCGAACCCAACCCUCAUUUGGCUUCAAAUCUGUUGUCAAUCAGGCAUUCGAUAGGUCAGACGAUGCCUCCGUGCCCCCGACUCCCGCUUCAAAUACUGGCAGUGGUCCAAGACGGACUGAUAGUGAAAGCACUGGCACGACUGGAAUUAGUCCUAUUAUGAGCAGAGUACCUAGUGGAGCUGGUCCGGAUUCGCGUCAUCGAGAUAUCUCGAAUCCAACCAUACUGGAGGUCGUCAAUGAACCUAUUUCGCCAGAAACAGCGCCAAGCAAGGACAUUGGAGACGAGCAACGAGGUCGAGAGAUCCCAGGCUUCAAACCAGGUUAUCGCCGAGACAUCAGCACCCCUAGAAGUGAUAACAGCCCUGCCAGAACGCCAGAUCUUGCCAAGGCCAGGAUCAUUACCAGUGGGCAGCAUGCAGUAGUAUCCGAAACAUCUCCUGAAAUGGAGCCCGCAGAAAGCGAACCACUACAACCUCCACGCCCAAUUGCUGAGCGUGAAGGCAGUUUCCGUCCAUCUUUGCCUGGCGGCUGGACCUCUUAUGCAACAACAGCUCAGAGCGAGAACCCUUCUCAAGCUCCAUCUGUCAGAGCACACACCCCAAUCCGAGAUGUCUCUACUGCCAAUAACCAAGGUCGAAAUGAUGAGUCAGACUUGACUCCAACUACGACAAAACACGGAAUGCCUGCAUCUGAACUUGGCGCCGCUGUCGCUGGUACUGCUUCAUUAGCUCUACGCCAUCAUGAUAACAACAGUCUCGCUACCGGUCAUAUUCCUCCAAGUCGAACUCCUAGCCGCAAAGCAGUGCCAAGCAACAGUGCUUUGCCUACCCCUGACCCAGCCAUGGCUCCGGGUGGUAAUUUAUACUCCACCAAGGACCUUGAUCCAAGACUGCUCCCGAAGCUUGAACAGGCCCCUGCCGAGACCCAGCUGCGACCAGAUGCUGACAACAGAGAUGUCUCUGCACAGUCCAGUGUAGCUCCUACGCCACCGCUCAAAGAUACACCUGAAAAUGAUGGUGCCGACGAUGAUUCUGAGUAUUUCGCAACUCCUCCCGUUCCUUUGAAGCCAAGAACCCCAGUUCAGGCCGAGGAACAUGAGACUCUGGCUCCUCCGAUGAGACCUCAAAUGCUACCAGCACUUAGUACUGAUACGUAUGCAAACGAUGAGGAGAAUGAUAAGCUUCGGCAAGAAAUUGUGAAGAGUCUUACUCCAAGGCCAUCGGAUGGAAAUGCUCACGACGACGGUGUGGUCUCCGAUGAAUUUGACGAGACUAAUUAUCCCAAGCAAGGCCAUGAAAGCACCUAUUUACCUCGCGAAUAUGACAACUAUUGGGCGUCUAAUUCCGAUGAUGAGGAACAAGUUCCUGAAACGGCCCCGGCUCCGGUAGAAGAUCCUGUCAAGAAAGAAAUCUCCCAACCCGAGACAAUAGAGCAGGAGCACAAUAUGGCCGAAUCGCCUAUUGUUGCACCUUUGAGCCCACGAAAACCAGAACAAUCAUCACUUCAGCCGCCUCGACCACCGAUGCAAAGUCGCUUUUCGUGGGAGGAUAGUAAUGAGAAUGUGAACGCCAUACCCUCGAAUGACCAAGUGUCAGAAGUCAGUGCUACAAGCUCGCCUGUACACAUAUCUCACAUGGCCGAAGACACCAACGUGGCUCCUACUACAACUCUUUCCACUCCACAGCAAUCGGCGCUGGAUGUCAAUUCUGUUGAGCCACCAGUGCAAGAAAUCCAGCCUGGCCAUUCAUCAACGGAAGAUCACAACACAAAUGCAUUAUUAGCCGCUGUUGGUGCCGCUUCGCUAACAGCUGCUGCCAUUCCCAGAUAUGAUUCUACUCCAUUGGAAAACAAGAGUCGCCGGUUGUCCCUAGCAGAAGAGAAAGAUCCUCGUGUCUCCUCGCACCCUGUCUCGCCAACACCACCUGAGGACGAACACCCGGCUCGAGCUGCUCAAUCUUAUUUCAGCCCAUCUCCAAACCAGAAUUCUCCAGUUCCUGCUCCGAGCACAGUAUCGCCUGUUGCUUCACCUGUCCAUCAACAACCAUUUGCACCUCCUUUGGGCCCAAUUUUGGGAUUCAAGAACAUUGUACAGAUUCCAUCUUCGCAAGAGAGAAUUGAAGCUUUCAAUACAACUAGACAACGGUUUGCAAUAAUGGAUUCGGGCUUGAACAACUGGAUGGUGGCUCUCCAGCAACAACAUCCCGAGCACGCAGGUGCAGGUGCUUCAUUCGGUGGCUCUAGAUUUAGCGUUCCUAGCGGUACAGGAAGGUCCAAAUUUGGCAGGUCGACUGGUGGCACAGCACCUCCUCUGCAGCAACCCUAUUAUCAGCAGUAUCUCAACGCGAGCUCACCAACGAUGCCUUCUACGCCAGUGGGACCUCGACCUGGCCCCGGUCCCAGCAUGACUUCGGGGUCGCAACAGGGCUUUAACUCUAAUAGUAGCAAAAUCACUAGUCAGCAAGUUCAAGCUAAAGGGAAAGAGCUCCUUCACUCAGCUGGUAUCUUUGGUGGUAAAGCAGGCAAGGCAGGAAAAGGUCUUCUUGCAAAGGGCAAGAGCAAGUUUCGUAGUGGCGGAGACAAGGUAGAUUGACACAUCUCCUUCAGUGCCGGAGCGCAAUUGGGCGACGGGGCGUUUCAUCUGAUUUACCACGUACUUUCGUGCAUUUUCAAGACUAAUCAGCGCGGCGGUUUCUUUUCUUUUCUCGUCAGAUGGCCUCCUGCUUAGCGGGUUGUGUACGACUAGGGGAAAUUGCAGCCUUUCAACUGUUCUCUCCUUG
This is a messenger RNA of Mollisia scopiformis, 4403 nucleotides long. RefSeq lists its product as uncharacterized. The transcript has 2 exons. NCBI's taxonomy places the organism in Eukaryota, Fungi, Ascomycota, Leotiomycetes, Helotiales, Mollisiaceae. The record is from RefSeq and is a predicted model, not a curated record. Bases 131 to 4216 code for a protein of 1361 amino acids.